Messenger RNA from Durio zibethinus, 1325 nucleotides. RefSeq lists its product as uncharacterized. Lineage: Eukaryota; Viridiplantae; Streptophyta; Magnoliopsida; Malvales; Malvaceae. The record is from RefSeq and is a predicted model, not a curated record.
AUUAACCUAUAAAACAAAUCAACUUCAAAUCAGAUCUUCAUUAAAAGAUAUCAAAAUCUAACAACAAAAAAAUAAUAAUAAAUAGCAAAAACAACAAUUAAAUGCAACCUUAGUAAAAUAAACAAGUAAUUUUCAACGUCCAUUUAAUUUAUGAUACAACAUCUCAAUCAAAACACACAAUUGUGGAAUGAAGCACCAAAUCAUUUCCAAUGUCCCUCUUCCUACAACCGUUCACCUCUCUAUAUAUUCCCAAACCACUCUAGCCCCGCCAAAAUUUUCAUUAUUGAAAAAAAGAACAAACUGAGCAUGGAUUCCUCGGAAAACGGCUCUACCUCACUAAAGCAGCGGCUAACUAUCGGCUUCUUUAUUUCAUUCAUGGCUCUAUGCGCCAAGCACGCCAGCCGAGUUUCUAAAAAGAUCAAGCCCAAGACUAAAGAAAACGGCUUAGCUUCUUCCGACUCUCCGAGAUUCUACGGGCCGAAAUCACCUCUAAAAUCUCCGAGGCCGAAGCGGCUUCUGAAAACGAUUAGCAACAAGGCGAUCACGCUGGUUCACCGGAAAAAGCUCGGGCAGGAAAACGGGAAAGAUGUGGAGGAGUUCGGGGAUGGCGGGGUAUGGCAAAGGGCGAUUCUGAUGGGAGAUAAAUGUCAGCCGUUGGAUUUUUCGGGUGUGAUUUAUUACGAUAGCAAGGGGAAUCAGCUGGAUCAAGUGCCUAUUCGCUCUCCACGUGCCAGUCCCCUGCCUGCCUACCUCGCUCAUGGAGGGCUCUGAUUAGGUCACCUCCCAACGUCGUUUAAAAGUAGAAAUGAAUCUGUUCUUCUCUUCUGGUGUAAAGUAAAUAAGGUGACAUGUGUUGCGUUUCUAUUGGUGGUUAUGAAUUGAGCUUGAGGGUUGUGGGUGACGAAAUCGUUUUCCUAAGGAAAUAACCUAGUGGCAAGUCUAUUGAUUUUUAUUUUCGAUCAAAUUUACUUAUUUAUUUUUUAUUUUAAAAAUUCAAACUUGAUUUUUGGAAACAUGAAACUAUCAUCAAAUUCAAUAUUCAGAUUUUUGAACAAAAUCUUUGAAAGGAUCAAUUUUUAGAUGUUUGAGGAACUUCAACUCCAUGAUAUUAUCAUCUUUUAAAAAAGGGAUAGGUGGACAAACAACGUUAUUGUCUGUGUUCAACAUGAGAAAAUCUUCAAACAUUCAAAAUCAAUCAAUUUUAUUCAAGUUUCUCAAGAUGACACGAUUUUAAAGGUUUUCCAACGAUGACCCAGCUUCAGCACAUCAGUAUCUUACUAUGGAAAGUUGAAAUUUGAAAGGCUACUAUUACAAAAGAAGUUUCA